AUGAAGGGACUAGCAGUGGAUUUCUCUGUUGCGCUUAUUCUUCUGGUGGAUUUGGUUCUGGCUCUCGCCGCACAGCCCUUUUUAGGGAUGCACCCUGACAUACUGCUCCGUGGGAUGAGUGGCGGACCCAGACGCACCGUGGAGCGGCAGCAGACGGGCAGGCUGCCCCUCUACAUGAUGCAGCUCUACCGGACCAUGCUGACCGAGGACCGGGCUAAGACCCCGGCCGCCAGCUUGAGCCACAUCAAGACGGAGGACAACCCCGCUCUGCACGACUCCGACUCUGUCAUCAGCCUUGUCGCUAAGAGCUGCCAGCAGAUUGGCAAAAGGUGGUCCGUCACCUUUGACAUGUCCUCCAUGUCUGCCAGCGACAACAUCCAACUGGCCGAACUUCGCAUCCGCCUGCCUGCCUUCACAGAGUCCUCCCGAGCCUCAGUGGACAUCUACCAUUCCCACAGGGACCAGUGCUCAGGCAUGCACUGCCCAGAGAACAGGAUGUUCCUGGGCCGCCUGAGAGCUCAUCCCAGUUCGAUGGUCUCCCCCUCCUCCUGGAAGGUGUUCAACAUGACCGAGAUGCUCCUCCGCUGGCUGCAGCGGGAGCACUCCACACUCAGGAUGGAGGAGGAUGAGGUGAAGGAGGAGGAAGAGCAGGAGCAGGAGGGAGACCAACACCCUGCAGCCGACCGGGUCAUGAUGGUGGUCUUUUCGAGGCAGAACCCAAACGGCCAGCGAAUGCCAACACUCAUCCGCACAGCAGAGCACUCCAAGUACGUCAGCCUGGACAGGGAGCGGGUGGCGGCCGGGUCUGGUUCCAGGACCAGGAGCCGCAGGUCCAAGGGGCACCACCACACCCAACAGCAGAGAGUGAGUGGAGCGGCUCCUGCCAGCAAGCCCACAGAGGAGGAGAAGGGUCCUCUCUGCAGGAAGGUGGACAUGUGGGUGGACUUUGACAAGCUGGGCUGGAGUGAGUGGAUUGUCUAUCCCAAACGGUACAACGCCUAUCGCUGUGAGGGGAGCUGUCCUACACCAGUAGAUGAGACCUUCACACCAACCAACCAUGCAUACAUGCAGAGCCUGCUGAAACUUCACCACCCAGACAAGGUGCCGUGUCCGUCCUGCGUGCCAACCCGCCUGGCACCACUCUCCAUGCUCUACUACGAGAACGGGAAGAUGGUCAUGAGGCAUCACGAGAACAUGUUGGUGGAGGAGUGCGGCUGCCACUGA
Morone saxatilis (striped sea-bass) is the source of this 1224-nucleotide messenger RNA. RefSeq names its product nodal homolog 2-A-like. The record is from RefSeq and is a predicted model, not a curated record. The transcript has 3 exons. Lineage: Eukaryota; Metazoa; Chordata; Actinopteri; Moronidae. Gene Ontology annotation, cellular component: extracellular region. Gene Ontology annotation, molecular function: growth factor activity; cytokine activity; type I activin receptor binding. The coding region runs from base 1 to 1224 and encodes 407 amino acids. Gene Ontology annotation, biological process: SMAD protein signal transduction; BMP signaling pathway.